Molecule: messenger RNA, 2432 nt
Organism: Helianthus annuus (common sunflower)
Lineage: Eukaryota; Viridiplantae; Streptophyta; Magnoliopsida; Asterales; Asteraceae
Exons: 3
Coding region: 2037-2300 (87 amino acids)
Source: RefSeq, a predicted model, not a curated record
GGGAACAUUGGCUGUUGGGCACUUUCUUGAUAAAGACACAAUUGCCGCAUUGGUAAUUGGUACUGGCACCAACGCCUAUGGGUCGCGUACUGAGAAAUGAAGAGAAACCACUAAAGAUUGGUGUGCCAGCAAGAGGUGCUUUCAGGCAAUUUGUUAAUGUUAGUUAUGAUCCAGACAAGAAUGAAACCUACGUGACUGGAUUUUCGAUACAAGUAUUUGAAGCUGCCGUGAAGAAGCUUAAUUAUUCAUUGUCUUGUGUCUUUAUUCCCUAUAGCGGCACGUAUGAUGACCUGGUCGCUGAAGUUCAUAACAAGGUAUAAUAUUUUUUUUCCUAAGCUUUAUAUUUGCAUAAUAUAUUAAGGGUGUAGGUCUAAUCGGAUUGUUCAUGGGUCACGGGUCAGCUGUGGAUAGUUUGGAAUGGGUCAACAGAGAAGUUGUUAUUUAGUCACAGGUUUAUUGUUCAUAAUAGGUGAUGGGUCAAUUUUUUUUGAUUAUGCAAGUAGUGUGUCUAGAACAAGGGUUAAUUAGUUUAUAUUCGAGUCAAAGUAACGGGUAGUGGGUCAAGAUACUUCACGUCAGUUUUGUUUUUGUUCUAUUUACAUGUAAAUUUUACAAUGAAUGAAGAGUGUGUUUUAAACAGUAAACACCUUCAUGUUCAUGAGUUUGCUGUGUGUGAUUUUGAAGCUUAAAACACCAACAAAGGGUUGUGCUACACGCACCCCAUCCCUAUUUAUUUUACUAAAUGUAUCUCUUCUCUACUUUUUUUUGAACGGCUUAGAUCACCUGGGUAAGUCGUUUGCCUACAACCUACACUCCCCCGGUUCGAAUCCCCAGCGCAUACAGGCUUUUCAACCCCUCGCCCGAAGGCUUCGCAUGUUUUGCAUACCUCCUGGAUCGAACUCGGAACCACCCAGGCGGGAACCAACGCAAGCGUGGUAAACCCUCCCACCUCCAACCAGCUGGGCUGGCCAUCAUUGGCGUAUCUCUUCUCUACUAAAUCAGUCAUUUCAUCUCUCCCUACUUUUAUUCAAUAGAGGUGUUCACUAAAGCAUACAAGGGCACAUUUAAUCAAUCCCUUUAUUAAUAGCUUAACAUGUGUUACUUAUAAUCAAACUUUUACCAUGCAGACCUUAGAUGCAGCUGUUGGUGAUACCGAAAUAUUGGCAGAUCGGUAUGAAUAUGCUCAGAUCAGAUCAGGACUCUUGGAUUUUUUCAUUGCAUCGGAUUUGGAUUUUUCAUUAACUUACUGUGAAACACUAUGGGUCAUCUUCUGUUUCUGAGACUGGUGAGCUUGAUCAAGAAGAACUUGCUAUGUGUUUGAUGAUGUUGUCGAAAGAUUCCGCGAAUUGGGCUGGUGUGAAUUCGGUUGUCGAAUCGUCGAACAAUAACUCUGCUGUUCUCGAGACGAAAUCGUCUUCGGUUGAAAGAAUCAGUAAGAAAUCAAGUGGCGGUUUGGAUGCCGAUACUGUUCAAUUCGAGAAUCUUACUGCUAGAAAAGUGGAAUCGGACAUUUCGGUUGAGGAAUUGCUUCGAUACGGUGACCCGAACAAGAAGUCGAAAUGGGUAUUCGAUAAAGCGCAAGAACUGACUUACGAACAGAAUCUCGAAAUAAGAAGGAAUUUGUUUAGAGAAUUCACGUAUUUGAAAAAAAGAGUUCGCGAUGAUGAUGAUUCGUAUACUCCUGAACUAGAACGCGAGGGGCCGAAUAAGAAACGAAAUAAGUACGAAUGCUUGAACUGCAACAAGCUUUUUACGUCGUUUCAAGGGCUUGGCGGGCAUAGACCGUGUCACAAAAAGAACAAUACGGUUGGGUCAAAACACGAUAGUGGCGAAAACAGUUUAGAAGGUGACUUUGCACAUACUCGAAAGGCGAAAUACGAUAAGAAAACGAAGGUGAAAAAGAUCAAAGGGCACGAAUGCCUGAUUUGUUUCAGGAUGUUUAAAUCGGGGCAAGCUUUAGGUGGUCACAAACGGUGUCAUUGGCAGAUUCUCAACCUCUUGAUGAAGAUUCUAAAAUUAAAAUUAUUGAGUAACAGAUGCAGCCAAACAAAGCAAGUGAAAAUCAGAUGGAUCUACCUCAAUCUUUAUCUGGAGUUGAUUCAAGCACAGAGACUCCUGUUAACAAACUAACAGGAUCCCAUUCUAAGUCUAGGCGUACAACAAUAAGGGGACGGAAUAAUGCUAGAAAGACUCCUUCAGUUGAAUCUUUUGAUUCUUCUGCUGAAGAAGAGCAAGAGGAAACACAAUACUUCAAGCUAGCUUGGAAAGAAGGAAGCAAGCAUUACACGAACGUAGGAUGACACUUGAACAAGAUGCACGGAAUUCAAACUUCGAUGAGUAUUUCUCGUUGAAUGGAAUAUAAAAGUUUAGAAACCCGGACCGGGUAGUGGUUCAUAAUAGACAUCGUAAAUGAAACUGAUAUCAGUCUGGAC